Molecule: messenger RNA, 2036 nt
Organism: Haliaeetus leucocephalus (bald eagle)
Lineage: Eukaryota; Metazoa; Chordata; Aves; Accipitriformes; Accipitridae
Gene: ODAD4
Product: tetratricopeptide repeat domain 25
Exons: 14
Coding region: 24-2036 (670 amino acids)
Cellular component (GO): cytoplasm
Molecular function (GO): protein binding
Source: RefSeq, a predicted model, not a curated record
CGGCCGGCACCUUCCCCAGCUUCAUGGCCGAGGGGACGCUGCUGUGCCGGCGGGGCGAGUACGGCAAGGCCCUGGCCUGCUUCAACAACGCGCUGAAGCUGAGAGCAGGAGACAAGGACUGUCUAGUCGCCCGCUCGAAAUGUUACCUGAAACUUGGAGACACAGAAAAUUCCCUGAAAGAUGCUGAAGCUUCUCUCCAAAAUGACAAAACAUUCUCCAAGGGACUUUACCAAAAAGCUGAGAUAUUAUAUACCAUGGGUGAUUUUGAAUUUGCGUUAGUGUUUUAUCAUCGAGGCUACAGACUACGUCCAGAACUACAGAAGUUCAGGCUGGGUAUCGAGAAAUCCCAGGAGGCAAUUGUCAACUGCAUUGGAAGUCCAUCCUCAGUUAAACUGGAGAAUAAAGAGGAUCUGUGCUUUAUAAGCAGGCAGGCAGAGAGCAAAAAAGCAAAUCAGAAACUCCAAGUCAAACUGACUAAGGACCAAAAAUGGACAAGGAAACGGGAGCCUGUGAGGAAUCCAAAAACAGAGCGACAGCUUCUUGGAGAGCUUUAUGCUGACAAGGCCUACCUAGAAAAGUUGCUCAGGGAUGAAGAUUUGAUGGAGAGCAGCACAAAGCAGGGGAUCAAAGUAGCGGACCUGGUUUUGAGUGGCAUUUCCUACCUGGACACACGCAGUGAAUUCUGGCAGCAGCAGAAGCCUAUUUAUGCCCGUGUGAGAGAGCGCAAGCUCAGGCAGCAAAGGUGGAUGCGGGACAAGAAACAAAAACCAGCUGAGGUUGGCAGAUACAUUGUGAAGAGUAUGGAGGACAUUGAAAUGUUGCUGACUGGCGACUGCCCUGAAGAAAGCUGCAAGAAAGCUGAGCGUGUGCUAAAAACAAUACAAGGGUGGUCAGAUGAUGAAGUUCCCAACAAGAAUGAACUGAUUGGAAACCUCCACAGCUGCAUUGGGAAUGCUCAGUUAGAGAUGGGCCAGAUGGAGGCAGCUCUGCAAAGCCAUAAAAUGGAUCUGGAAGUUGCCAGGCAGAAUGAUCUGCCAGAUGCUGUAUCCAGAGCCCUUGAUAACAUUGGCAGAGUUUAUGCCAGAAUCGGCAAAUUCCAGCAAGCUAUUGACACUUGGGAGGAGAAGAUUCCAAUGGCAAAAUCCAGCCUGGAAAAGACCUGGCUGUUCCAUGAAAUUGGCCAAUGUUACCUCGAGCUGGAUAAAGCUGAAGCAGCCCAAAAUUAUGGACAGAAGUCCCUGCAGUCAGCAGAUGAAGAAGGAGAUGUUGAGUGGCAACUCCAUGCUACUGUACUAGUGGCACAAGCACAAGUAAAAUUAAAGGAUUACCGGUCUGCAAUUUUGAACUUUGAAAAAGCACUUGAGAAGGCAAAGCUUAUUCACAAUGAAGAUGCUCAAAAGGCCAUCAUUAGUGCCUUAGAUGAUGUGAGCAAAAGCUUCAUUGAAGAGCUGCAUGGAAGAAGAGAAGAAACGACAGCUUACUCUCUUAAAGAAACCGCUUUUAAGAACACCGAGAGCAGCUCCAGAGCCCAGAAUGCAGAAACGGUGGCCCGGAACGCGUAUCGAUUUCCUCGCGAGCCCGGCACGGACACCCGGGCCGAAGUUCCUCUCGCCAUCCCCACCGCCGCGCCCCCCGCCCCGCAGCGGUGCCGAGCCCGGGCAGCAGAUGGCGGCACCUCCCCAGCCCGCCCUCCGCCCCGGGGUCCGCGGCGGUCCACGGCCGGUCCCGGCCCGGGGGGACGAGCCCGGGUCCGGCCGGCUCCCGGUGCCCGCUCCCCGCCGUCAGCAACCGGGUCCGAGGGCAGCUUCAGCGCUGGGAGCACGGAAGACGACAACCUCGAGAAGGGCAGAGAGGGAGAGGAAAGCGAGCGAAGCACAGAGCAUCGGGGAGGCGAAAAGCAAAAAGCGGCAGCAGCAGCAGCCGGGACCCGCGAAGACCACCGGGGACCGCGUCAAGAGGGGGGAGAGGAAGGAGGCGAGGAGGACGCCGAGAGCAAAGGGGAAGAGCGGAGAGGAGCGAGGCAGAAGAAGAAGUAG